This is a messenger RNA of Bactrocera oleae (olive fruit fly), 1193 nucleotides long. RefSeq lists its product as uncharacterized. The record is from RefSeq and is a predicted model, not a curated record. NCBI's taxonomy places the organism in Eukaryota, Metazoa, Arthropoda, Insecta, Diptera, Tephritidae.
GUCCGACGUUGGCAACACUUCGCCAAACAGCUGUCUUGAUACUCAGUGCUGUGUAAUUAUAUUUUUAGAUGCCAAUUCUACUUUCAUAAAAAGUUAUCAUAUGUGACCUAGCUAUUUGUUAUGAUUUGCUAGAGGACAGUAGACAAAGGAUACAUAUUUGUGGUGCGAAAAUCAAUUAAACAAUAUUACAAAUAGUUAAUGAUUAAAUAGAGACGAAUAAUUGUUGUUGCUAACGUUCAUCUAGAAAUUUCUGUUGCAUCUUUUAAGUGUUUUUAUCAUCACUGUCAUCAGCUGUUCCAAGGUCACAUAUUAUUAUAUUCUAUAAAACUUGCGAAAAAUCUAUGAUACGAUUGUAAUAGAUAAAAACAAACAGAGAAAGUGUUAAAUGUGAUUUUUUGUUUUUGACAAUGUGGGUUAUCGAGUCUGGAAUGUCACGUGUCAUCUUGAACCGGUCUUUGGUAAAUAAAACAUCGUUAACCCGAUAAAUAAAAAAAGCUUUUCCAAUAUGCGUCUUUCUGCUUAUUUGAUGAAACCAAAAGCUUCAGAACUCUUAACCGCUUACCUUAAACAAUGUAACGAACCACCGUGGACGUCAUAUUUUGUGAAGUUCAGGGAUGUUGAGAACGAUCAACGUGGUAGGUCACACUUCAAUUGGACUCUUGAUUCAGGAACAAAUUAUCAUAUACUCCGUACAGGAUGCUACCCUUAUAUGAAAUAUCACUGCAGUAAACGGGCAAUUCAAGAUCUUUCCAUGGAAGAUAAGUUUUUCCGAUUUUUGAAAGUAAUAAAUUUGGGACUGCCAAUGUUAUUUUAUGGGCUUGCUGCGAUCCAUCUUAUAUCUCACACGGAACUUGUACAUUUACCAAAUGGUGAUCGAGUUCCUAUAUACUUUCUUUAUGCAGAAGAUAAGGGGUCUAUGCACUAAUUAUCCUACGAUAUUCAAACGAUGUUUUCCAUAAUAAAAUGAGGUAAAUAUUUAAUGUUCAUUUAAGACAUUAGUUAAGCUGUUCAGAGGCGGAUAUUUAAGAAAAGUACAAUUACAGUUUAUUUAUUUAAUAAACCAAAAUUGUCUAUAAAGAAAUUUGUCAAACGAAAUUACUUAUUAAACACUACAUAUUCAAACGUACAGUUAUGUUUAUAAAUAUAGAAGUGCUAAUUUAAGAAUGAGAAAAAAUGGCAGAUUUUCAUAAAAA